UCAUAUGGAAACACAGACACAAUGACAUAAAGAGAAUAGCCAAAACAAUUUUGAAUUAAGAAAAAGGAAAAUGCUGGAGAUAUUACUGUCUCACAUUUCAGGAUUUGAGUUAGUCGAAAUGAGCAAUCGUAAAACCAAGAGUAAUAGCAGAAUGCAUGCUGAAUGUUUUUCACAGGUACAAAGAAUUUUACGUGAAAGAUUCUGUCAUCAGAGUCUACAAAGCAACCUAUUUGGAGUAGAAGUACAAUAUAAGCAUUUAAUUGAACUUCUCAAAAGAACUGCUAUCUAUGGAGAAAGUAACUCUAUACUUAUUGUUGGACCCCGAGGAUCAGGAAAGACCAUGCUAUUAAAUCAUGCUUUGAAAGAACUUAUGGAAAUAGGACAAGUGAGUGAUAAUGUGUUACAAGUUCACCUAAACGGUCUGCUGCAGAUAAAUGAUAAAAUUGCUCUGAAGGAGAUCACAAGACAAUUAAAUCUAGAAAAUGUAGUUGGAGAUAAAGUUUUUGGAAGCUUUGCUGAAAACCUUUCCUUUCUCCUGGAAGCUUUAAAAAAAGGUGACCGGACUAGCAGUUGCCCAGUGAUCUUCACACUAGAUGAAUUUGAUCUUUUUGCUCAUCAGAAAAACCAAACACUCCUGUAUAAUCUUUUUGACAUUUCUCAGUCUGCACAGACACCAGUAGCAGUUAUUGGCCUUACAUGUAGAUUGGAUAUUUUGGAACUCUUGGAAAAAAGAGUGAAGUCACGAUUUUCUCACCGGCAGAUACAUUUAAUGAAUUCAUUCGGUUUUCCACAGUAUGUGAAAAUAUUUAAAGAACAAUUAUCUCUACCUGCAGAAUUCCCGGAUAAGGCUUUUGUGGAGAGAUGGAAUGAGAACGCUCAUUGUCUCUCAGAAGACUCAACUGUGCGUGAAGUUUUACAGAAACAUUUCAAUGUCAACAAAAAUUUGCGGUCAUUACAUAUGCUAUUGACGCUUGCUUUAAGUCAAGUAACAGCAUCGCACCCACUCAUAACGUCAGCAGAUCUGAUGGAAGCACAGCGUCUGUGCAGCUUGGAUUCUAAAGAGAAUAUUGUACAUGGUCUCUCGGUCUUGGAAAUCUGCCUUAUAAUAGCAAUGAAACAUUUAAAUGACAUCUAUGAAGAGGAGCCCUUUAAUUUUCAAAUGGUCUAUAACGAGUUUCAGAAAUUCAUUCAAAGAAAGGCCCAUUCUAUUUAUAACUUUGAGAAACCUGUGGUCAUGAAGGCCUUUGAGCACUUACAACAAUUGGAACUAGUAAAACCCAUGGAAAGAACGUCAGUAAAUUCACAGAGAGAAUACCAGCUAGUGAAACUACUUUUGGAUAAUACUCAAAUUAUGAAUGCUCUGCAGAAGUACUCCAACUGCCCUACAGACGUUAGGCAAUGGGCAGCAUCCUCACUAAGCUGGCUGUGAACGUUUUAAGUUCAUUUGUGUAAAGACUAAAGUUAUUGCUCUUUAAGAAGAUUACUUGUUACUACAUUCCUUUGCUUACAAAUAUUGUUAUAGAAACUUGUACUAUUUGGCUAUGUGUUGAAUCAUGACUACACAACCACACAAUUUCAUUGAUUUAAACUAUACUACACAAGUGGCAGUUCAAAGGAAUAAAACGUGAUUAUCAUGCA
Acomys russatus (golden spiny mouse) is the source of this 1638-nucleotide messenger RNA. It is a transcript of the gene Orc4, whose product is annotated as origin recognition complex subunit 4. Gene Ontology annotation, cellular component: nucleus; nuclear origin of replication recognition complex. The transcript has 14 exons. Gene Ontology annotation, molecular function: DNA replication origin binding. Gene Ontology annotation, biological process: DNA replication initiation; DNA replication. The record is from RefSeq and is a predicted model, not a curated record. Bases 71 to 1429 code for a protein of 452 amino acids. NCBI's taxonomy places the organism in Eukaryota, Metazoa, Chordata, Mammalia, Rodentia, Muridae.